Messenger RNA from Parnassius apollo (apollo), 3375 nucleotides. NCBI's taxonomy places the organism in Eukaryota, Metazoa, Arthropoda, Insecta, Lepidoptera, Papilionidae. The record is from the annotation of a GenBank genome assembly.
AUGAGCUUUUCUGACAGCGAAGAGGAAAGUAAAAAUAUGGCGAACAACACAAACAGUGAUGAUUCAACUGAGUCUAGUACUGAAGAUCGGUUACCACAGGAGCAAAAUCAAGAAAUUGUUGAACAGAAAAUGACACAACAGCAACCAUUACCACGAAGAAAACGUUUCAUACCUAAAUAUGAUGUUGAUGGUGUAUACCGUUUAAUAUUAGGAGAAGAAACACAAUUUCAAAUUGAAAUGGUCGUUGGAACUAAUGUUAACGUACAAUAUCCUUGGAAAUUGGUCAAAAAGGAUAAAAUUAUGGAAAAUAUAGAUGCUGUUGGCGAAUUAUCUGAAUUUUAUUUCUUGAAACAAAGUUUAGAAACAUAUGAUGACGAAUUUGUUUUAAUGGGGUAUAUUGUAGACGAAUCUAAUGAUGAUGAUGAAUUUUAUAUAUGCUGUACUAAUGAAGCAAGAGAGCACUGUAAACAACAGUCAGAAAAAUUUAUUAGAAGACAAGAAAAAAAAUUGGAGAAGGCAAUUCAGAAAAAACCAAGGCCUUGGAAUAGCUUAGGAAGUGAAGAAGAAAUAAAGGAACUUGUUCCUUUUAAUACGAGGCCAUUGUUAGAAAUAGAGAUAAAGGCACAGUAUCUUACAAAGUAUCAACCUCAAGGUUUUAAAAUCCGAGAUACCAAUUCAGUUAGAGACGGUUACAUUGAAUUAACUCCUUACAGACAAAAAUUUAAUAAUAUAUUUUGUCGAAGAGUAGAUUGUGGGAUUCAAGCGGCUACCCGAAUCUAUAGUAGAGACGCUCAGACGGAAUUAAAAUACCCAAAAAAUAUUUGGACUCAAACGAUGACAGAUGCGCUUGGAAAAAUUGAUGAAACUGAGGGUGGUGGUGAUACAAACAUUGGUUUAGAUAAAAACAAAGGUAAUGAAAGCAGUUCUGAUGAUGAUACGAAGAGUGUAAAGGAAACUUCCAAUGAUAUCGAGCUAGUAACUUUCAUGAACGCAUUAAAAAAUAUGCGACGUUCAUCUUACAUCAAUAAGGUUAAACAAUUUCUAGUUGCAAAUAAACAUGAAAUGGAGUCUAUAGUAGAACUCAAUACAGUAAUGGAUAUAUAUCGCAAUGAUUAUCCUAGUUUAAUAACAGAAAAAACAGUUAAUAUUUAUGACUCAAUGUCUUUUGAAGAAUACGUGUGUUUUACAGAUGUUUUAGCAAAGGAAAAAUUUGUUUCAUGUGCUGUAUUUCAUCCUAUGUGGACAGGUAUAGUAGCUAUCUGCUAUUCCGAUGGGAAUCCAUCCAUUAUGAAAACCUUAAGCCAACGUCAUGAUCCAAUUCAAAGAGCAACUUAUGGUUUGAACCCUGUAAUGAUAUGGAGCCAUAUUGACAGUUUGCGACCAAAACUUUAUUUGCAAUCACCACGAGAAGUUAAAGUGCUUUCAUUUUGCCCUUUUAACGAAAACAUUUUAAUAGGUGGAUGCAUAAAUGGACAAGUAGUGCUUUGGGAUCUAACAAAUAAAUUGAGAAAUGUUGAAAGUAUACAGGUUCUUAGUGAAACUAGAGAAAAGUAUCACAUAGCUAUGAAUGCCCAUAUGGACUGGAUGAAAAAUAUUCAUGACAAGGCUGUGGUAGAACCUACCGCUUUAAGCAACUUACAAACAAGUCAUUAUGCUCCUAUAACUGCCAUUAAUUGGCUAUCUCCCAAUUUCAGUGUAUCACCGACAGGUAAAAUUACUUUGAUUUCUAAAGAUAGGAAUUCUAUAAUGGUUUUUACUGGAUCUGAAGAUGGAAGUAUAUUAAUUUGGAACUUAUCUGUGGAAAAUAUUACAGUGUUUGAAACAAAAAAAGUCAAAAAGUCAAAAAGAGUUCCAAAAAAACCAUCUGGCUUACUUCUUGAUAUUUCACCAUACAAAGUUUUAGAUAGAAAUUUACAGCCUUGUUUCAAACUGUUAUUAGGCAUUGCUGGCCGACCACAGACCUUGCCAUUACAGCGAUUUGGAAUAAAUCCUCCAUUAAUAAAAUAUAUGCAUAAACCAAGGCCUUUAGGCGAUGGAAGAAAAUAUUUUAUUCCUGAAAUCAUUCCUCAAACUGAAAGUGAUAUAUCAAAAAUUAUUUAUUGUGGUACACAGCAUGGAGAAUUAGCAAGAGUUACAUGGGAUGGUUAUGAAUUUAACACUGGUGAAAUUGUUAAUUCAGAAUACUGUGAAAUAACGUACAGUUGUCUAAUACAUGAUGGCAUCAUAACAACCGUACAAGUCAAUCCAAUCCUCAACGAUUUAACUUUAACUGUUGGAGGUAAAAUAUUUGCUAUUUGGUCUAAUGAACUAAUGAGCAGACCUCUUUUUUGGAAAAAGCGAAAUUGCCGACUAACAGAUGCUGCUUGGUCAUUAUAUAAGCCUAGUAUCAUAUUUGUUACGACAUCUGAAGGUAAUUUAGAAACAUGGGACAUAUUGCUAAGAAGCGACAAGCCAAUAGCAGUACAGACACUGUCUGGUUCCAUGCUUACAGGUGUAAGCUUACAUACUCUUCCCCUAACAAAAAACAUUAUUGGUGUAAGUGACGUAAAUGGUUCCUUUAGAACUUUUCUAGAUCCUCCGAUUUUUAUGAUCGAGAAUCAAUCAUAUAUAAAUAGAAUGGAGAAAAUGACAAAAAGAGAAUUAAAUGUCAUGCAAUCUUUCAUAAGCUGGCAAAAUGAUUGGAUAAAAAAUAAUCCUCAAAUUUUAUUGGAGAUAAGGCGCAAAGAAGGUACACUUUUAGCUGAAAAAGAAGAGGAAAAGCGCAGACAUAUAGAAGAAGAAGAAAAGAGAUUAGUGGAAGAAGCGGAAAAAAAACAGCAGCAAAAAUUAAAAGUCAUUGGUCCAGAAGAGCGGUGGCAGAUGAUUAUUCAUAAACUAAUAGAGCGAACUAUCGCUAUGAAGAAAAGAAUAAAUAGAGCUGAACUGAUAGAACACGAGAAACCGUUAAGAGAAUUAGAGUCUCAACGAUUGGAAAAAGAAAGAAGAAUGCUCGAUAUAAUGAAAAAUCAAAAAAAUAUAUUUAAUGAUACGGUUGCAAUUCUUUUCCCUGAAGCAAUAAAGAAAAGCCCAAAAGUUAAGAAAAGCCUUCUCGCUGAAGAUAAAACAUCCUUGAAACGAAAAUACCUUGAAGAAUAUAAUGACAUAAAGAACGCCUCCUUAAAGACUGUUAGAGAUAACCCGUAUAAAGUUCCAUUUUCAUGGGAAGCUACAAUAGCCGAAGGUAAAGAAAGGCGGCAAGCCUUAAACCCUUUUGAAGAUUUUAUAAAAAUGCAUAAGUACAGGAUUAAUGACGAAGAAUACCGUGAUGAAAACAUUACAACCCUUUCUGUUAGAUCGUACGAAGUAAGUUCUGGAAAAGAAUCGUUAGGGGGUUAA